Molecule: messenger RNA, 1646 nt
Organism: Cryptococcus amylolentus CBS 6039
Lineage: Eukaryota; Fungi; Basidiomycota; Tremellomycetes; Tremellales; Cryptococcaceae
Exons: 2
Coding region: 27-1151 (374 amino acids)
Source: RefSeq, a predicted model, not a curated record
CUGAGCUCAAGCGAGUCUCCAGCACCAUGUCGGACCCCAUUCCCUCCCCCGCUUCUGUGCCAGCGCCCACACCCCUCACCUCGACAGGUUUCAUCACCUACCGCCGCCAGCUCCUCUCAUACCUCGCCGCUCACGCCCCCGACCUCUUCUACCACCUCUACCCAUCUCCUGCUCUUGAGCCAUACCGCAAGACACCGUCCUCUCUCGUACACCUCGUGGAGAUGGCCCUGUUCCGGCCCUGGGGCCAGUUUGCCGGAGAUCAUCCGCCUUGCGCGAUGGUGAGCGUCACAGGCUUGCGGCUGUCGGAAGAGCAGUUUCUCGAAUGGGCCGAAUGGGCGAGAUGUGAGCGAUCUCUCCGAAAAGUCUUCCGAAAGACAUUCUCACCGGAUAUGUGGGAGGGUAUGGGGAACAUGUGGAGCACCAAAGAUAUCUGGGAGACUCUCGAGGCCGAAUACAUCCCUUCUCCUGUCGAGCGCCAAUCACACAUCAUCUAUUGCCUUCGGUCUACACGACUCCCGCCCCAAGCAUCUCUUCGCGACAUCUUCAAGCUGUGGGAUACUUUCAACCUUCUAGUCAUCGAAGCUAGGGACGCUGGCCUGUUCAUCCUCGAGGAAGAAGUGGUGGAUAGGUAUCUGGGAGCUAUCGGGAAAGGCGACGCGGGAAAGCUCGUAAGGGCGACGUAUGGAAGCAUGAGCCAGGACGAGCCUCUGAAGGGUACUUGGAGAGGAGUAAGGAGAGUGGUUCGUAUGUGUAUCAAAAAGCAAUUCGACGAUCACCAGCUCGCCAUUUCCGGCCACCCUUUCCCUAUCGCCAAAAGCUCGACGCUCAUGGCCCCGACCCCAGAGUAUGAUGUGCCACCCAGCAAUACUGCGCCCGACCUACCUCCUACUCCUGAACCGACUCCCAGACCAACUACGCUUCCCAUCGCCCCGCACACAUACACCAUCGUGGAUCGCGUCAAAGACCGCAGAAGAGGUAGUACGCGGACUGCUCUAAGUGAGAAGGACAGCAACGCUCUCGCAAGCCCAGUGCUGCCCAAGAAGAUGAGGAGGGAGAUUGAAAAGCCGAAGAAAGAUGGAGGCGACGCGAGGCAUAGGGGGGGAGAGAGCCCGACGCGGGGUGAGAUGAGGGAGGUUGCUGCUUCUCGUUAAUUGAGGACAUUCUAUGGAACAGCUCGACUUGCGCCACCCACUAUCCUCGGAUACCCCUAUAAACAUGCCCUACGACCUACACCCCUCUACUUUCCCGCAAUGCUUCAAUCUUCGACCUCUCACACGUCUUCAAACUCCCGCGUCGUCAUACCUCUCAACCAUCUUCUCUCCUGUGACCCUCUGGGUUCCAUCACUCCUACUUUUCCUCAGCUGCUCGGACUCCCCAAGGACUAUCAAACUUCAACGACGACCAAAUAUUUCUCUUACUGCAUCCGGGUGAUGUUGUCGGAUGUGUAGCAGGCGGCGGGUGGUUGAGAUGGGAAUCAGACGAGCGUAGAACGUCACCUAUACGGACAAAAUGGAUUAUUAUAGCUCUCAUGAUUAUUCAGUACGUAUUAGUAAAUCAGAUAUCGCUUAUGUUGUAGAGGAAGAGGGAACGCGUAUGUCGAGAACACUUGUAGUUUCUGUUGAACGAUGUCACUUCCUAUAUCUGUC